AUGAUAAAGAUUAAACAAAACACAUCACCUUACAUCCUACUUGUGGACGACGGCCCAACUACAAAAAAUUUAACAGGUACGACUGUGAGCAGUGUUCGCCCUUCAGGUGCAGAGGAGCGCCGUCAUUAUCAUCAUCAAACCCAACCACAACUCCGGAAUGUUGCUUUCGGCUCUAUUGUCAAGGCUACGACCCGUGCCGAAAACAAACUGGAAGGCCUUUCUAUUAGUAAAUGGGCGGAAGCUUCCGCCGAAGGAAGCUCACAACAGCGGCAGCAACUACAGAAACAGGCGCAGCCCCAGCAGGUUCAACAGCAGCUACACCAGCAGGGACACGAGUGCGCGGCUGAAGAGCCCUUUGCUUUAUCCCAAGAGCCUAUUGUACGAGGAUCUGCUCCAACUACAUCCUACCAAGCAGCUUUCACAACUCCUAUGGACAUAACCGUUACCAGUAUAAGUCCAAUAGAGUCUAAAACAGUUGAUAGUGAUGCGACUGAAUUUUCAGUUGAAGACAAGCUCGAAGCUGCAAGCGAGGCUCACCAGGCUUUAAGUACAUCUAAUAUGUGGUCUUCAAUCCCUUCCCGACCCCCUUCAUCGCUAGGCUCCUCUAACCAAUCCGGGACAUCUAUGGCCCAUGUAAAAUGUUCCGGGUCCCCACAGCAGCAUAAGCCUACUAGCUCGAGAAAUAAUGCUCAAGAUUCAACCCAGAGAGCCGAAAAUCCAUAUCUGGCGUUUGUCGCCGCUGUCGACCCCAACAACACCAUGAGCGAUGGGCGGUCCUAUGUUGGAGGCUCGAGAUACUAUGCCGACAAACCGGCAUCGCGCCUCAAACCAUCUUUCGGUCGGCCAGCUGAACCCAUGUCCAAGCAUCAAAAACAACCUCGGGGGUUCGAAGCUUCACGAUGGUCGGGCAGAGCGCUAGCGACUACAGAUUCGUUCCCAGGGGAGUUCCUCAACACUGCUCGGCAACUGCCACUAGUAUCAUCAUUAGAUGGUUCGGUCCAUCGAAAAAAUCAAAAUGGCACUACUCAAAUCGGCACCUUCGGUCAUUCUAAAGAACUAGUACAGCCCACCACUACCGAAAGAGAUCUUCGCAAACCCAGUCAACAAUCGGAGGCGACUAUGGCAGGCCAGCCACAAAGUGUAGCGAGUGGCCGAAUGAAGCCCUCAAGCAAAAACCAGGGGCGGCAAGAGCUUCAUGCUCAUUCCAUAUUGGGUGAAGAGGAAAUGUCUAGUAGCCAGGCAUUUUUUAUGGAAAUUGAUGAUGAAGUCGGUUCCAUGCGAGAGCCACAUUUCGUUACACCACCAUCCAGUAAUAAUAGCCCGCUAUUUCUUCAAUUCCCAAUUGGAGAUGGGUGCUACCUGGUAAUGGCAAUGUAUGUAGAGAUUGAUGUACGCACGGCCCUCAAAAGGUUCCCUGGAAUUGAAAGAACUCGCCAAUUAUCAAGCCAUAAAAUUCAUACUGUCCAACAAUUGAGUAUAAUCUUUCAGGAUGCUCUAAAAGACGAGAAGGAGAGCGUGCUCGUAUAG
This is a messenger RNA of Lobosporangium transversale, 1527 nucleotides long. RefSeq lists its product as hypothetical. The record is from RefSeq and is a predicted model, not a curated record. The transcript is spliced from 3 exons. Bases 1 to 1527 code for a protein of 508 amino acids. Lineage: Eukaryota; Fungi; Mortierellomycota; Mortierellomycetes; Mortierellales; Mortierellaceae.